Messenger RNA from Labrus bergylta (ballan wrasse), 2620 nucleotides. RefSeq names its product p21 protein (Cdc42/Rac)-activated kinase 4 (gene pak4). Gene Ontology annotation, biological process: intracellular signal transduction; protein phosphorylation; regulation of MAPK cascade. Lineage: Eukaryota; Metazoa; Chordata; Actinopteri; Labriformes; Labridae. The record is from RefSeq and is a predicted model, not a curated record. Gene Ontology annotation, cellular component: cytoplasm. Gene Ontology annotation, molecular function: protein serine/threonine kinase activity; ATP binding.
CAUGAAACUGGGCCGCGGUGCGCUGAAACCAUAGGAAUGCGACACACUUUGUAUUUACCAGACCAAAGCCACAACGCUUUGACUUUUCUGGACGACUCUUUGAAAUAACUGUACCGGCUGCUUCUCGGGUAACGUGUCCGGUUCUUUCUUUCUUUUCUUUAACGAGGAUGUGACGACGCUUCCGACGGCUUAACUUUGUUGGUUGUGUUCGCGGAAACAACUUUGUGGCUGCAGGGAGUCUGUGUUCUCUCUCCCGUCGUCCUCAGCUGCGUUUCCGACAUGAGAUCAGGUGGAUAAUGCUGCUGCUGCUGCUGCUGACUAAACGAGUAGUCUACCUGUGACUGAAAGUCUGAUGCUCGGCUGCAGCUGCCUCAGCCGCCAUCAUGUUCACCAAAAAGAAAACCAAGUCUCGCAUCCAGAUCUCUGCUCCGUCGAACUUCGAGCAUCGCGUGCACACAGACUUUGACGAGCAGGAGCAAAAGUUUGUUGGGUUGCCACGGCAAUGGCAGUCUCUCAUAGAAGACACGGCCAAAAGGCCCAAACCGUUCAUCGACGUGACGGUCAUCACUACUGUGGAGCCUCGAAAGACAAUUGUUCGUGGCAACAAGCUGGGAGUCGACGGCUCCCUGACCUGGCUGUUGGAUGAGUUUGACACCAUGUCUGUUACUCGCUCCAACUCCCUGCGACGGGGCAGCCCUCCCAUCCAGCCACGCAAAGACUCUUCAGGAGGAGGGCAGGAGAACGGAGACCCUCACCACAGACACUACUCAAACCCAGACAGACAAGACAGGGACCGACCCAGACCAGACCACCAGAGUGGAGGUGACCCCCGUCAGAGUCAGCGUGCGAUCCGCCCUCCUCAUGAGGGAGUCCAGGGUCGGCCGCAGCAGCAGCCCCGUGGACAAGAGCCCAGCAGGGUGCACAGACCAGGCUCAGGCCCCCCUCCUCCCCCUCACAGAGACAGAGCACCACGGGACCGGGACCAGGAGCAGCAGGUGUCCCACAGGGAUCAACCCGGAGAACACAGGCCAAAGUCCAGCUACAUGGUGCGGGACGGCAGCCCUCAGUCUCCCAGGGACAAGAGGCCUCUCUCUGGACCCAACAUUCGUACCCCAAACCUGCCAGUAACAGAGGGGGUGAUAAAGAAUGCUCAGCCGAACACACGGCCGUUUAACACGUAUCCGAGGGCGGACAGCGAGGGCGGACGCAGCCCCACAGGGCAGCCGGUCCGACAUCAUGAAUCCUCCCCUCAGAACGGCCCCUCUAGCGGCUCCACCCGAAGUUCCUCCGGCUCAAAACCCCCCAUAAGCCACGCACACCCUCAUCACACUUCACACCCAAGCCUGACCCCUGAAGCCACCCAGCACCCUCACACCCCUCACCCCAGCGUCCCAGCCCCGCGGCCCCCUGCGCCCGCCGGGCCCCCUGCAUCAGGUGCUCCCCCUCAGGGCCGCUCGCCACAGAGGGAGCCCCAGAGGGUUUCUCACGAGCAGUUCAGAGCGGCGCUACAGAUGGUGGUGGAUCCGGGCGAUCCGCGGACCUACCUGGACCACUACAUUAAGAUAGGGGAGGGAUCCACCGGGAUUGUGUGUAUUGCCACUGUGAAGACCACCGGGAAACUGGUGGCUGUGAAGAAGAUGGACCUGAGGAAACAGCAGCGCAGAGAACUCCUCUUCAACGAGGUGGUGAUCAUGCGGGACUAUCACCAUGAAAACGUGGUGGAGAUGUACAACAGCUACCUGGUUGGAGACGAGCUCUGGGUCGUCAUGGAGUUUCUGGAGGGAGGAGCUCUCACUGAUAUCGUGACACACACCAGGAUGAACGAGGAGCAGAUCGCCACAGUUUGCCUGUCUGUGCUGAAGGCGCUGUCCGUCCUGCACACACAGGGUGUGAUCCACAGAGACAUCAAGAGCGACUCCAUCCUCCUCACGCAUGACGGCCGAGUGAAGCUUUCAGACUUUGGGUUCUGCGCUCAGGUGUCUAAAGAAGUGCAAAGAAGGAAGUCUCUGGUUGGGACGCCGUACUGGAUGGCACCAGAGCUCAUAUCCAGACUGCCUUAUGGGCCGGAGGUGGAUAUCUGGUCUCUGGGGAUCAUGGUCAUAGAGAUGGUCGAUGGAGAGCCGCCGUACUUCAACGAGCCACCGCUCAAAGCCAUGAAAAUGAUCCGAGACAACCUGCCCCCCAAACUGAAGAACCUGCACAAGGUCUCUCCUCUCCUCAAGGGCUUCCUGGACCGGAUGUUGGUGCGGGAUCCGGCUCAGAGGGCCUCGGCCAGCGAGCUCCUCAAGCAUCCGUUCCUGACGAAGGCGGGCCCGCCGUCCUGCAUCGUCCCUCUGAUGAGGCAGAACAGGAUGAGAUGAGACACGUGACACUUAAGACCUCCGGACUGCGGAGGGCAGCGUGUGCAGGUUCAGGUGGAUCCGGAUCCUCCUGCACACAGACGAGAGGUCAAAACUGUGCUCAGAGCUUCAGAGCAGGAGUGCAGGAGUAUUCUCUUUUUCCUCUGUGAAUCACUGAACCGAGGGGAGUGUGCUCCCUUUACAAGAGGCAAUAAGGCAGUGUGUGCGUGUGUGUGUGUGCGUGUGCGUGUGUGUGUGUGUGUGUGUGUGUGUGUGUGUGA